CACAUUUUGAACUUGAAAGUUUAUAGGACACCAACUACCAUCGGCGGUCUUUCCGAAAAAUCUGCAAAUUGUGGAAAAUGGGUCGUCGUUCGGUGAAUACUACAAAAAGUGGAAAGUUUAUGAACCCAACAGAUCAAGCGAGAAAAGAAGCAAGAAAACGGGAAUUGAAGAAAAACAAAAAACAACGCAUGGCUGUGCGUCAUGCAGUGCUUAAAUCCAAAGACCCUCUACAAUUAUUAGAAGAAACGACUCUCUAUGAUAAACAAGAGUAUGAUCCCAGUGUUCAAGCUCAACUCAGUGAAAGGGUCAUUCAGGAAAAACGCCGAAAGCUGUUGGAAACAUUCGACCGUCUUGUUAUGUUAUACAGGAAGGAAGAUGCAGAAUAUGCCAACCGGCUCCAAGCAGCUCGUCAAGACUACGACAAAAGACGGCAUGAGAUGAUGCUUUAUUACGAACAAGUAAAGUUAGCUGAAAGAGUAAAAGCUAGUGAAAUUCCGCUCCCAAAACUGCCGCAAUCACAGAUGGGUCUUAUAACGUCCGACAUACCGUUGCCUCCUGGAGGUUACGCUAAAGGUAUUCUGAAGAAGUCAUUAGGAGCUCCAGGGCUUCCACCUAGUAUACUUCCUGCAGGUCGUAAGCCGCCUGGACCACCUCCAGGAACACCUCCUGAAUUGUCAGAUAGCGAAGAAGAAGAUAAUUUUGCUGAUAAUACGACAAAGCAACGCAAAAUCCGGUUUGCUGAUGCAGACCCUAUGCCGGAGCAAGAAGAACUAAUUGGUGAUUCAUCUCUGCAUCUCGGCGAAAAAUUCACCGGUGGAUUUACAACUAUUACUCCUCCACUCUCUCAAAUCCCUUUACCGCCGCCCAUGGCUUUACCAUCCUUUACUGGCCUUAUUCGUCCAGGAUUUCCGGGAGCACCUCAGCCUACUCUAAGUCGUUUCACUUACCAACGCCCCACCGGGCCUAUAUUAUCAGCUCCACCCAGUUUGCACCUUCGUGAUCCACUUGAUAAUGCGGAACUUGUAAGUGGUCCAGCUGUAGCGAGCAUUCCAACAAAUCAACCAAAUCCAAGUGGAACUACUAUAGAAGCAAAACCUCAACUGAAAAAUUUAAUAGGUGACGCAACACGUUUUGUCCCUACAGCUCUUAAAGUACGCAGAAUUGUUCGUGAUACUAAUGGUCGUCUAGUCACUACAGGUGGAGGGACAGCUGCAUAUGGAACAGGAAAACAAUCGAAUGCUGUUUAUGAUCGUGUUGCCAAAUCUGAUAAUACAGGAAUUAAUUCUGGAUCAGCGACUAGCAAAGAUGAUGCAUAUGAAGAGUUUAUGCGUGAAAUGGAAGGCCUUAUAUGAGAACAGUUUUCAGACUCCAUGUAUAGUUUUAUCUUAUUUUGAAAUUGUCUUUCAUAUACUGUAUAUUUCAAUGCGU
Messenger RNA from Schistosoma bovis, 1428 nucleotides. The record is from the annotation of a GenBank genome assembly. Lineage: Eukaryota; Metazoa; Platyhelminthes; Trematoda; Strigeidida; Schistosomatidae.